This is a messenger RNA of Salarias fasciatus (jewelled blenny), 658 nucleotides long. RefSeq names its product retinal degeneration 3, GUCY2D regulator (gene rd3). The transcript is spliced from 2 exons. The record is from RefSeq and is a predicted model, not a curated record. Lineage: Eukaryota; Metazoa; Chordata; Actinopteri; Blenniiformes; Blenniidae. The coding region runs from base 11 to 658 and encodes 215 amino acids.
GAACGGGGUCAUGGCCUCCUGGUUCAGCUGGAAUGAGCCUUACUGCCGGAGCCCCCGCAGGGACCCGGCGGACGUGGUCACCGACACGCUGAUGGUGGAGUUCAGCUGGCAGCUGAAGGAGGCGGAGAGGCAGCAGAGGGAGCGGGAGAACGAGUACCGCCGCCUGAAGACCGGGGUGGACUACAGCUGGCUGGCCAGCACGCCGCGGCCUUCCUACAGCAUCAGCACCGGCGAGCGGCUGGGCCUGGAGGACCUCUGCUCCAAGGUGCCGCCGUCCUGCUGCGGCCUGGUCAUACUCAAGUUCAGGGAGGUCCUGCAGGCCAACGAGCCCGAGGUGAACGAGGUGUCCGGCCUUUUCCGCUCCGUCCUGCUGGAGGCCCUGGACCACCUGAAAGAGGAGGAGGAGGCGGAGCGGCUCGCCCGCCAGUGGAACAACAAGCGCGCCAUGAGCCUCUCCCUCAUGAACUUGAGGUCUCGCAUCAAGAUCAACCCGUUCGGCAGCACGGUGGGCCUGACGUCCGCCGCCGCCGAGGCCGCGGGGAUGAGCGACCUCAAAACGGUGUCGGAGGACGUGGAGAAAGGGAAGGACAGGGAGCAGAGGGUGUGGAGCAUGCCCGACUUCAGAUACAAAGGAGCUGACAGGAGUAAGGUGGUCUGA